AUGGCGGAACUAGAACGCUGCCAGGGAAAUCAGAUGGUGUGGUUCUUGGUACCGACCAAGGUCUUGUGCAGCCAACAGUUGGAGUAUCUAUCACGAUAUAUGCCUGCAGUCAGCAUGAGAAUGCUAACGGGAGAUGACGAAGUUGACUGUUGGCGUAAUCAAAGUAUUUGGGACAAAGCUCUUCAGGGCAUGAAAGUCAUUUUCUCUACCCAUGCUGUGCUUGCCGAUGCACUCACGCACGGGUUCAUGUCCCUGCACCGACUGGCUUUAAUAGUGUUUGAUGAGGGUGCGAACUGA
Molecule: messenger RNA, 297 nt
Organism: Penicillium canescens
Lineage: Eukaryota; Fungi; Ascomycota; Eurotiomycetes; Eurotiales; Aspergillaceae
Product: ATP-dependent helicase dcl2
Exons: 2
Coding region: 1-297 (98 amino acids)
Cellular component (GO): cytoplasm
Molecular function (GO): nucleic acid binding; ATP binding
Source: RefSeq, a predicted model, not a curated record